Molecule: messenger RNA, 1014 nt
Organism: Recurvomyces mirabilis
Lineage: Eukaryota; Fungi; Ascomycota; Dothideomycetes; Mycosphaerellales; Teratosphaeriaceae
Exons: 3
Coding region: 1-1014 (337 amino acids)
Molecular function (GO): O-methyltransferase activity
Source: RefSeq, a predicted model, not a curated record
AUGUAUGUGCGGAUAGCCGACGACCUCAACCUAUUCGACCUUUUGGUGGCGAAGAGUCCCAUAACCAUCGAUCAGCUAGCGGGUGCCACUGGUGCUUCGACAGGCUUGAUUGCACGACUGUUUCGCACCCUUGUGGGCAUGGGAUUCGUGAGGCAACUUGAUCAUGAGCGUUUUGCCUCUACAGCAGUGAGCAAGCAGAUGACACUUCCGAGUGUGAGAGCGGGCGUCAAAUUCUUCUACGACCAAGGAUUGCCCAUCCUUUCACACGCCCCGGCUUACUUCAAAGACAAUGGGUAUCGUUUGCCAGAGGGUAUGAUCGAUGGCCCUUUCCAAUUCGCUCAUGACACAUCCGAGGACUGCUAUACCUUCUGGUCCAAGCAAGCUGGCGUAAUGGAGAACUUCAACAUCUUCAUGCAAGGGCUUUUCGGUACGCCCAUGCGUUUGGGUUGGCUAGACUGGUUUCCCAUUCAAGACAUCUGCUCGGCUGGCUUCGACAAGGAGAAGAGCGAAUAUUGCUUCGUGGACGUGGGAGGCGGGAAGGGUCAUGAGGGUGAGGCUGUGCUGAAGAAGUUCCCGUAUGUACAAGGAAAGUUCAUGGUGCAAGACUUACCGUUCGUCAUCAAGGACAUCGCCCAUCUGGAUCCGAGGGUUGAAAGACUGGCGCACGACUUCACUACUCCUCAGCCAGUCAAGGGUGCAAGGGUAUAUUUCCUUCAGAACAUCCUACAUAAUUGGGCUUCGCCAGUCUGUCACACAAUCCUAUCUAACCUCCGCGCCGCAAUGAUACCGGGAUACAGCAAGAUCUUGAUUGGCAACAUCAUCCUGUCCGAGGAGAAUGUGCCUUUGCGACGCAGUGGCCUCGAUAUAGCCAUGCUGUUUUUGCAUUCGGGAGCGCAGCGCAGUGAAGCCGAGUGGAGGGGGUUAGUUGUGAGUGCUGGUCUAGCUGUUGAGAAGGUCUGGUAUCCUCCCGGUGACGGAGACGGCAUUGUAGAAGUCACGCGGCCCUCCGAAUGA